Messenger RNA from Saccoglossus kowalevskii, 3253 nucleotides. RefSeq names its product phosphoribosyl pyrophosphate synthase-associated protein 2-like. Gene Ontology annotation, cellular component: ribose phosphate diphosphokinase complex; cytoplasm. Gene Ontology annotation, biological process: 5-phosphoribose 1-diphosphate biosynthetic process; purine nucleotide biosynthetic process. NCBI's taxonomy places the organism in Eukaryota, Metazoa, Hemichordata, Enteropneusta, Harrimaniidae. Gene Ontology annotation, molecular function: ribose phosphate diphosphokinase activity; magnesium ion binding; ATP binding. The record is from RefSeq and is a predicted model, not a curated record.
GCUUGUCCAGCUUGGCGAAUCAGUGAGAGGAAAAGAUAUAUUUUUGAUAGGAACAGGAACCAAAGAUGUAAAUAAUUCAAUUAUGGAGCUUCUCAUCAUGAGUUACUGUGCCAAGACUGCCAAUGCUAGAAGAACUGUUGGAGUCAUACCAUAUUUACCAUAUAGUAAACAAAGUCAAAUGAGAAAAAGGGGAUCAAUUGUCUCAAAAUUACUUGCACAAAUGCUGUGUAAAUCAGGAAUGAACCACAUUAUUACUAUGGAUUUACAUCAUAAGGAAAUUCAAGGUUUUUUUGAUAUACCUGUAGACAAUCUUAGAGCAUCGCCGUUUAUGUUACAAUAUAUACAAGAAAAUAUUCCAGAUUUUAGGAAUGCUGUUAUUGUUGCCAGAAAUCCUGGUUCAGCCAAAAGAGCCACAUCAUUUGCAGAGCGGCUUCGAUUAGCAUUAGCUGUUAUCCAUGGAGAGCAGAAAGUUUCAGAGUCAGAAGUUAUUGAUGGAAGACAUUCUCCGCCCACUAUAUCACAGCACAGAGUGGUAGGGAUUGGUCUGGAAAUGGUACCAAUGUUAACUGCAAAAGAAAAGCCACCGAUCAAUGUUGUAGGUGAUGUUGGUGGUAGAAUAGCAAUUAUAGUGGAUGAUAUGAUAGAUGAUGUUGAAUCGUUUGUAAAUGCUGCUGAGAUUCUCAAAGAAAGGGGUGCGUAUAAAAUCUAUGCAAUGGCAACACACGGUUUAUUAUCUUCAGAUGCACCAAAGAAACUAGAAGAGUCUGUUAUUGAUGAGGUUGUAGUGACAAAUACUAUUCCACAUGAACUACAGAAACUACAGUGUAAUAAAAUCCAGACUAUUGACAUCAGUGUAAUUUUAGCAGAAGCUAUCCGACGUAUCCACUUUGGGGAGUCCAUGUCCUAUCUCUUCAGAAACAUUGCCUCCGAAGACUAACUGGGUUGGUUGGCAUUCAAUUGCCGAUUAUUGCCUUGUUUUAUCGGGAGAUUUUCAACACUUGCCUGGAAUUGCUGCUGCUACUUAUAUUUUUGUGUGGGCAAAAUGUGUGUGGCAUAUAUACAAAGAAGAUUUGGUGUAAAGGCUUUUUUGUGUUUUUUUUACACCUGUAAAAUUUGCUUACUUACUUGUCUUCUAUGCUAACAUAAUACGCUAUAAUAUGCUUUCUUGUAUCAUACAAUAAUUCAGUAAAUAUUCUUAACAUGUAAGUUUGUAAAUGUUCACCAAGAUUCCCUACUUUUGGCCAUCUUAAAAAACUUGAUACAUUUGAAUACCGAAGUACUUAUGACGAGAUCUUAAUUUGGUAUGCUUGUGAUUUCUUUUCAUGGGACUAAUAAUAUAAUUGUUGACUAGACUGACUAGAUAACCAGUGUUCCACACUGAGCUGUAGUAUCCGCUCUUAAUAUGUACCCAUAUUGGCAUCAGACAGAUUACUGUCAGAUUAAAAUUUUACCAGCCUUUUUUGGUGUUAGUCUAAGCUUGCAUACUGGACACUUGGUUAAAUUCUUGUGAGAAAAGUUCAUAAACUAAGUCUUGCAUGAUAGUGUGGUAAUUUCCUUAAAUCAGAGAAUGUUUCCAGAUGUCACAGCUCUUAAUAAAACUGUUAUAUCACUACAUUAUAUUUUCUAAAAGCUGCUGUAUUAUUUGCAAGACUUUAAUUCUCAAAAAAACAUUGCCUAUCUGUAUUUCUAUAUUUAUCCAAAAUCUAACAACCUCCAUUUCUUUGCUAAUCCGUAGUAAUAGCAGCAUUGAUACAAUAUAACGCUAGGUGCAUUUAUUAACUAUUUUCUGAAGGAGUAAAGGUGCUUAACACACUGCCUGCUUUAGGGAUGGUCUUGCAUCGAAACGGAAGCUCAGAAAACUUUUUUUGUUUCAGUCUUGACCCCCCUUUCCCUAAAUAAAAUUUGAAUAGUACAAAAUAGCAACUUGAACUAUGAUUACUAUAUGAUAUACACCAUUACCGGUACUGUACACCAUUACUGAACACCAUUACUAUACACCAUUACUAUAUGAUAUACACCAUUACUUUACACCAUUACUAUAUGAUAUACACCAUUACUGUACACCAUUACUAUAUGAUAUACACCAUUACUGUACACCAUUACUAUACACCAUUACUAUAUGAUAUACACCAUUACUAUACACCAUUACUAUAUGAUAUACACCAUUACUGUACACCAUUGCUAUAUGAUAUACACCAUUUCUAUAUGAUAUACACCAUUACCGGUACUAUACACCAUUACUAUAUGAUAUACACCAUUACUGUACACUAUUACUAUACACCAUUACUAUAUGAUGUACACCAUUACUAUAUGAUAUACACCAUUACCGGUACUAUACACCAUUUCUAUAUGAUGUUACUAUGCUAAGUAAUUUUGAAGUUGCUGUGUGGCGUUUAAACCUGGCAGCUUUUGCUACAUUGUACUAGUGUACAUUUCACUAAAUGUUCGAACAGUGUGUGUUGCUGUGUAUUUUUUUCUUACUUUUCAUACUUGGCAAAAAAAAACAUUGUUUUCUGAGCUUGUGUGGCAAUGCAAGACCCUUAAUGUUUUGUAAUGCCUUUUGCCUUUAGCAUUAACCAACUUGUGCUAGCAAACUUAACUGCUAUUGAUAUUAAUUUAUUUUAUAUACACAGCACUGCUUAAGGGCAAGAGCUGGUGUAUUUUGACAAUUUGAAAUCAUGUUCAUUGUAUUACAAUUCCUGCUUGUUUUGGGUGUACCUAAUAUUAAAACUAUGACAAUUUCAUAAAAGAUUUUGUGUAUUUUAUUCAAUAACCAGUUGUGUUUGCAUAAACUCAUUUCCCCUCCAUAUUAUGUAUCAAAAAGUCCAUUAUUAUUAUGUAGUGGUCUUCAAGAGAAUGCUUCAAUUAUCUUCACUAUUUGUAUAGGAAAGAUGUGGUAAUUGAAGAUUUCUAAAAUAUUAUCAUGGUACCUACUAUGCUUGAAAGGUUCUGAAAAGAACACAAAAACAAUAGCAUUUAGAGUUCUGUAAAAAAAAUAAUCAUAUUUGCCCUUUGUUUACAUGGACACAGCAACAAUGUAGCAUUUGAUAAUCGUCCAAGCACUUCAUUGUUUGUGUUUGCUCAUUCUUGUCUUGCUAAGUUACGACUGGAAUCAAACAAAAAGAUGUCACCGUAUGGGAUUAUAAUAACCUUGUAUAAUUUGAUUCCUGUGUCAGUUACUUGUAUUUUCCACAAGUAAAUAGAUUAUGUUGUUGAAUAAAAUAAAAAGGUAUUUUUUUAGUCUGCAAAUGAA